AUGGCUGAAGCUAUCGAAAAGGUCGCUGACAAGGUCGCCGAUCUUGUUGUUGACGACAAGCCCGCUGCUGUACCCGAAUCCACCUCCGACCACGAAGAUGGCGACGACAACGACGACGCCGUGAACGAGGGCGAGGCCGUGGAUGGCGAGAAGAAGAAAAAGAAGAAGAAGAAUAAGAAGAAGAAGAAGAAGGGCCCCGCCGUCCAAACAGAGCCCCCCACGGUCCCCAUUGACCGGUUCUUCACCUCCGGUAUCUUCCCCGAGGGCGAGAUCUGCGAGCACCCUCACAAGACGUUCAAGCCCAAGGGAACAGCUGUCGAUCCGUUUGCCGACUCUGAGGACGAGCGAGAGGCAGCUGAAGAGCGGGCCAAGGAUGACGCCAAGCACGGCUCCGACGAUCCUCUGGACUUCAACCGGCUGCGAACCACAAAUGAGGAGAAGCGGUAUCUGGAUCGAGAACAGGCUGCCGUCCACAACGAGUGGAGAAAGGGCGCUGAAAUCCAUCGAGUGGUGCGAAAGUACGCUCGAGACAACAUCAAGGCCGGCAUGACCAUGACCUCCAUCGCCGAGAUGAUCGAGGACUCGGUGCGAGCUCUCUCCAACGAGGAAGACUCGCUCAAGGGAGGCCAAGGUUUCCCCACCGGAGUAUCUCUCAACCACUGUGCCGCCCACUACACUCCCAACGCUGGUGACAAGAUUGUGCUCAAGGAGGACGACGUGCUCAAGGUUGACUUCGGUGUCCACGUUAACGGUAAGAUCAUCGACUCCGCCUUCACCCACGUGCAGAACGACAAAUGGCAGGGACUUUUGGAUGCCGUUAAGGCAGCCACCGAGACCGGUAUUCGAGAAGCCGGUAUCGACGUGCGACUCGGAGACAUUGGAGAGGCUAUCCAGGAGACCAUGGAGUCUCAUGAGGUGGAGGUGGACGGAAAGGUCUACCAAGUCAAGUCGAUCCGAAACCUCAACGGACACAACAUUGCUCCCUACGAGAUCCACGGAGGCAAGUCUGUUCCUAUUGUCAAGUCUGCUGACAUGACCAAGAUGGAAGAGGGUGAGACCUUUGCCAUCGAGACUUUUGGCUCCACCGGCCGAGGAUACGUUGUCACUGACGGUGAGUGUUCGCAUUACGCCAAGAACGUGGGCGUGGGACAUGUGCCUCUGCGAGUCAACAAGGCCAAGCAGCUGCUCGCCACCAUUGACAAGAACUUUGGCACUCUGCCCUUCUGUCGACGAUACCUGGACCGACUCGGAGAGGAGAAGUACCUGCUUGCUCUCAAGAACCUGGUUCAGAGCGGAGUGGUGCAGGAUUACCCUCCUUUGGUGGACCAGAAGGGCUGCCAGACCGCCCAGUACGAGCACACCAUUUAUCUGCGACCCACCUGCAAGGAGAUUCUGUCUCGAGGAGACGAUUACUAG
Molecule: messenger RNA, 1416 nt
Organism: Yarrowia lipolytica CLIB122
Lineage: Eukaryota; Fungi; Ascomycota; Dipodascomycetes; Dipodascales
Biological process (GO): proteolysis
Cellular component (GO): cytoplasm
Molecular function (GO): metalloaminopeptidase activity
Source: RefSeq, a predicted model, not a curated record